Molecule: messenger RNA, 4251 nt
Organism: Pogoniulus pusillus (Red-fronted tinkerbird)
Lineage: Eukaryota; Metazoa; Chordata; Aves; Piciformes; Lybiidae
Gene: TMEM237
Product: transmembrane protein 237
Exons: 14
Coding region: 199-1425 (408 amino acids)
Biological process (GO): cilium assembly
Cellular component (GO): ciliary transition zone
Source: RefSeq, a predicted model, not a curated record
UUUCCCACUAACGUGCAAUUAAUUUAGCUCGCCUAUUGUCCACACCGCGGCGAACUCAAGCAAGAAGCUGACCCUCUUCGCCACUGGGGGGACCGCAGCCUCCGCCUGCCUCGAUCCAGCAGCUCCGGCGCGGAGCGGAAGCGAGCUCCGACCCCUCCUCUCGGUGCCGGGGAAUCCGGCAGCGGCGGCCGGCGCGGCAUGGCGGCCCGGCGGGCAGGCCCCGGCGGGGGAACUGCUUCAAAUGAUAUGGGAAAAAAACAAGUGUGCCCACCUCGUGCCCUUCCUCCAGUGCCAAGUGGAAACCAAGAUGAAAUUCCACUCAGUCGUCCCAAAAAAAGGAAACCCAAAGGAAAGACUCCAUUAGAUGGCAUUGUCCAAGCAGCAGUUCGUAGGCAGUCUGAAAGCAGUGAGCCUCUAACUCCUGAACCUCCUGAUGUCCCUCAGAGGAAACGCAAGAAGAAGAAAGUACCUACUGAUUCUGAGACCUCUUUUACCCAGCCAAAUGUUGCAUCCUUAUUUCAGAAUGGAAAUGGCAUGGAUGUCCCUGAAACUGAAGAAACAGUGGUCCGCAAACAGAGAAAAAGAACAAAGAAGUCUCGUCCAGCUGAAACACACUCUUCAAAUGAGCUAGAAGUGGAGGAGGAAGACAUCCUUGAGGAUGAGCACAGAAAGAGCCUAGAUCAGCAGCCUGUGUUUGCUGCUCCCACUGGAAUUAGCCAGCCUGUCAGCAAAGUGUUUGUUGAAAAAAAUCGGCGUUUUCAGGCAGCUGACCGUGCAGAAUUGAUUAAAACCACUGAAAAUAUCAAUGUACUUAUGGAUGUGAAGGCUUCAUGGACAACCAGAGAUGUUGCACUCUCAGUGCACCGAAGUUUCAGGGUGAUAGGACUCUUUACCCAUGGCUUCCUUGCUGGAUAUGCUGUAUGGAAUGUUAUUGUUAUCUACAUUUUGGCAGGAAGUCAACUUUCCACUGUUUCUAACCUGCUUGAGCAGUAUAAGACACUGGCAUACCCGGCUCAGUGUUUGUUCUAUUUGUUGCUCUCUAUCAGUACAGUAUCAGCCUUUGACAGGAUUGAUUUGGCAAAAGCAUCAAUUGCACUGAGGGGCUUUCUGACCCUAGACCCAGCAGCAGUAGCCUCUUUCUUGUACUUUGCUGCUCUUAUCUUAUCCUUAAGCCAGCAGAUGACAUGUGACAGAAUUAACCUCUACACAGCACCUUCGGAAAAUGGAAGUAUCUGGACGGCAGGUACAGAGGAAGAAAUUGUUAAGCCAUGGGUUGUGGUGAAUCUGGUAGUGUCUGUUCUAGUUGGGACGAGUUGGAUCUUCUUGUCUUACCGACCAGAGCUAGACCACAGUGAAGAACUGAUGUUUCAUGCUGAAAUUGAGGAAUAUCCCCAGGGAGAUAUCAUACCCAGAGUCCAGCCAUAGUGUGGAACAAGCAUCUGCAAAUACAGCUGUGACUGAUGUCUCACCAUGUAUUACAGCCAUGUAUUAUAACUUUCAUAAAGAACAAACUUAUUUUUAUAUUGUAUAUACUUGAUUUUGAUCUUUUUAUGUGUGCUACAAUUUUGAAUGUGACUGAAAACUUUUAUACUUUUCUUUUUUACUUUACAAAGUUAUAUUAUCUCUAGUGCAUAAAGUUGAGGUGAUUUUAUAAAUACUACUACCGGUAUAACCAAAGAGACACGGUGGAUGCAGAGUUAGGAAACAUAAACUGCACAAAGUUUGUAAGCAUAAAAUAAUCUGGAGUUAGUUGCCAUUAAAAUUAUUUGCUAGAAUAACAAUUUAAUUAUGGAUUUUGUAUUAAAAGGGGACAAUUCAUUUUUCUUCAUCUUCAUUUUGUUCUUUUGACAUAUCUUGAUGAUAACAAGUUCUUGUAAGUUGAGGUAGAUGUAAGAAGCAGAAGUUUUAAUGUUGCAAGAGUUUGAUUAGCUAACAAGUAUCUAAAUAGAAGUAUUUUUUUGGUUGCCCACAGGAUAUAUGUGCAUCUUAUAAUCUCUUGACAUUCAAGAUGCCAAACUGUUCCAAAGCCAUUCACAGGAAUAGCAUUCCAGUUUGAUAGAAUUAUCAGAUGUCAUGAAACUGUUUUGGUUGGAAGAGACCUUUAAAAUCAUCAAGUUCAACCAUUAAGCCAGCACUGCCAGGUCACUUCUCCCAGCCAGAGUGUGAUUACCCAACACAAGCUUUUAGUUUACAGCUUGUGCUGUGAUUUGCAUUUCUUCUUAUCUUGUGUGGCAAGAGCUCUUUCACUGCUCUAAAGAAACUUGUUUCACAGAUGUUAGAGAUAUUCCUACUUGUGCAUAUUUUGUUGGAGAUUUAUUUCCCCAAAAAGAACGUUUGUUGUUUUGUGUUAGGAUGGAAUGGGAAACUUCUCCCUAAAAUUACAUGAAAAUGCUUUUUAAAGCAAACCAAAACCAUACAACUCACCUGUGAUAUUGCAGUAAUAGUGCAGAUAGUGGGCUUUGGUGAUAGGCAACAUUCUUUUUCUAUUAAAGUGGCAGACUGAAAGCACUGCACAUGUGAAUAAAUACGGAUGUACUGCAGGGCAUAUAUAGACAGAACCUAGUUUGAAAACCAUUUAUCAAGAAAGUAUCACCUGAAGCCACAAAUCUGUUACUGUAUUUUCUAGUAGUGAAAUUAAAAUUACCCAGAUAAAAGUCUUGAGGAGGAAUGCUUAAGAGCUAGUAACUUUCUGUGCUGUUACCUCAGUUGCUUUAAAACAAAGAAUGGGAACAUGAAUAAUACGGGCUGCUGCAGCCUUGUUGAAAAUGAGUUCUGUUAUGCUUAUCCAGCAAAUUUAACUAAUUCAAAAGUUCAUUGUGUAUGACAUUUUUUUAAUGCUGUAGUAACCUUGGGGGUAGAGAAGGAAGGCAUUCAGGCACAGCUGCUGGCUGUUGUCUGGUAUUCACUUUGUUGUGGGAAGGAGCUGUUAACCCUGUUUGUAAAUUGCUAUGGCUCUUGUGUGUCUAUUUUCGCAAAAGUUUAAAGCUAAAUUAUGCCUGGCACUCUGUUAUUGUACGUUAAAAUUGAGAUACUCGGGGUGCCUCUCCCUUUCAGUGUUGCACUGGAGGAUCUUGUCAUGAUUUGACUGUUGGAGAAGGGGGAUGGGACACUUUUUAGUGUUUCCAUGUAAACUGCCACCAGAUCUUCUCCAGGUGUAAUAUGGCUGAUUUACAGAGUUGUUGAGCUCCAGAAGAUGAGAUUGAUAAUGGCUUCUCUUAUACUGUCAUCAGCACAAUUUUGCACAUGAAGUAUGGAGAUGGGGCAGAGUUGUGCUAAGGCAUCACAUCAGUAUGGAGGAAACUUGAGUAAUAGCAUGGCUUGAUUUCUGAUAUUAUUACUAGAAAUUUACCUUCAAAAUAUCCCUUGGGCAAAGUGAUGCUAGCCAAGAGCCAGAUCCCUUCUCAUUGUGAAGUACGGUAGAUGGAUGAGCAGAGAUUAAAUUAAUUAACCUAAUGGGAUCAAUAUUUCAAACCAGUUUUGCCUUUCCAGUGUAUCUUUUCAGGAGGGUCCAAGUACAUGCAUGUUUCAUUUACUGUGGUUUGCCAUAAAUUACACUUAAUAAACAACAACUUGAUGGCUAAUAGUCUAUUUACAAAGACCUUUUCCAUUAAUCUUCUCAAUGGAAUGAGUUUAACUGAGCUUUUUUGUUUAGUUACUUGAUGAGUUUUAGAAUGAGUUUACAAAGUAGAUGUUUUAAUUACAGAACAUGGCUAUAUGCAUAGAAGCCUUAACUGCAUUUCUAUACCAUUGUCUUUAAUGCAGUAUUCUUGUUAAUGAAAAUAAAUGUUAGUGCCAAUUUCUUGGUUUUACAUAUAUGAAACAACUACUCUAAACUAGUUAGAAAUGGUUGUAUUACUUUGUUCUGUUUACAAAGGAUUAAUCUGUAUAAAAUACAUCAGUCUAUUUUUUCCCCUAGUGCUAAUGUUAUGUAUAAUAUACAAGCUCUGAACAGAGGAUUAUGGAAAAACCAUAUUUUCUUUAUUUGUAGCAGUGUUGUAAAUAAUUACCUUGCUUUCCUCUUCAUCAGACUCCUGCUGCUGUACUGGUCUUUUGUGCAAUUAGAAAUGAUACUGUAAACAGGCCUCCACAAUGCCUUCCACACUAAAUUGUUCUUAUUUUGCCCCCUAAACCACAAUCAUUUAAAUUUUGGAUAAAUUCUAGUUGUUUUUUGUUUUGCUUUGUUUUAAUGUAACUUGGCUCAGAUUUCCAAAUGUGAAGCCAGGUGGAAUUAAUUUGAAAUAACCGUUAAAA